AUACAAACAAGCCCACCGGCUGCAGGGGUCUCUGCACAGUAAUAUAUGGGGAGAGCUUCCAGUAGAGGGAUCUGUAGAACUGCACCCAGUGAUCGGAUUACAAGAAUCCAUGAGACCCCCACCUACAACGGCUUUACUUACUCACAGAAGAAAACAAAGAGGAGGAGAGUUGGAGGAGAAGGAACUUAUGUUGUUUUCUUCUGCUUAUCUAAAAGGGACGCAGCACCCAAACAUUAAUCUUAUGCUGCCAGGGAUGACCAGGAUACUUGUUUUUGUUAUUAUAGUAUAACUUUAUUUAGAGGCUGAAAUAGUUCAUUAACAAUCAGGGCAGGGCUGCUGCGUAGAAACCCAAAGUAGUGCCCAGAGACAGCAGCACAGUUAUACAGUAAAGGAACGAGUAAAAGAAACGGUGUCUUGGGACUGGGUCUUUAUAUCACACCCCUCUAACAAGACUUUAAGGCAGUUGUGGCUACGGAGGGAUAAGGAAGAUGACAAACUCCUGACAUGACUUUAUGUUGCUGUUACAGCUUUGUCUCACUAAAGCCCAUUAUGUGGCCCAUUAUGAGGACAGAACUGCUCCAACAUUGUGGUUGUGGAUUAGUAGGACAACACCCACACUGUGGGGCCAUUCUCUUCUGUCUGACAGUCUUCAUUGUGAUCUCCCAGUACUGUGCUGAGGGACAUCCCUAUUACUGUGUUGGAACGUUCCAUGCGUCGGAUCUACGCAAUCAGUAUUUGGUCAUCACCAAACGGGGGGAAACUUACUGCCAGUUUGUCACAUCCGCGCAGAUUCCGGAGACGUUCGAUUGCACCGAGAAAUCCAGGGCCACAUUAAUCAAUCAGACGUCUGUAAAGUUCAUAACAGAUGAGCCGAUCCACGACCAAUUUCAUCUGGACUACGGGAAGACUGGGGAGCGCGGGAAAACAGCCUUUAUCCUUAAUCCAAAAUGUUAUAGAUCAACACCUGACGAUAUGGCGACUGUGACAUCACAUGACCCUACGGUUUCGCCAAAUACCGAUAUACCCACAGCAUCGCAGAAAGGCCGACACUAUUUGUAUAUUUUGGCAGCUGCCUCUGUGAUUUUUAUUGUGGGGAUAAUGAUAUACAGGAAGAGACUCUCUCGGGGGUCCACCUUGAGCUCUGCCCCCCAAGAAACACCGAAUAACCGUCUGAAAUUCCCAGAGAAAGAAAUGAGCACAAAUGAACCUCUGAUUCCACUGGAACAAGUGGGAAAUGAAGAUGUUGGACAUAAGAGAUCCGGAGUGAAAGUCUUCAAUUUGGGGAAAUUCGGGUUGGAGAAGGAGAGCGACAUUGAUCAGAUCAGUUAUUAAAGUGCUCAUGAGUUGGUGGGACCGAGGGGAAGAUCAGAACCUUAAAGGGGAACUGUUACUGCAAGAAAAUUCCACCCGACUAUAGUAAAUAUUCCAGCUUUUCAUAUCUAUAAUGGUAACAUCGGGGUCGCUUGCAUUGACAUAAAGGGGCACAUUUAAUAAGCUCAAGUGAAGGAUUCGAAUGAAAAAAACUUCGAAUUUCGAAGUAUUUUUUUGGCUACUUUGACC
This is a messenger RNA of Xenopus laevis (African clawed frog), 1560 nucleotides long. RefSeq lists its product as uncharacterized. NCBI's taxonomy places the organism in Eukaryota, Metazoa, Chordata, Amphibia, Anura, Pipidae. The transcript is spliced from 6 exons. The record is from RefSeq and is a predicted model, not a curated record. Bases 505 to 1332 code for a protein of 275 amino acids.